AUGCUUUUUAUGUUUUCGGUUUAAAGGCCUAUUCAAACGGACGCACAAUCGCAUGCACAUUCGCAUGCACAUUUCAUGAAGAAAAAAAUCGAUCACGAAUUUGGAUUUUUGGAGCAGAGAUUGUUAUGCACAAGUUUCGGAAAUUAUCCCAAUUGAAGAAAAGAAGGGAGCGAACAUUGAAUGUACGUCUUCCUCACAUAAUAAAGGAUAAAAAAGAAAUUGAACAGUUAUUUGAGGGUAGUUAUCAUAUAAAAUUACCACGACAGUCCAGUAAAUCAUGCCACAUCAUCUUUCCUACUGUGGAAGAGAAGAUUAAAAAUUAUAAACUUGCAAAGGGUAAAACAAUCGAUGGCAAGCGAAUUGUUAUUCAACCAUUGCGUGAGAUUGUAUUUAAAAAAGAAACCAACACAAGAAAAAAGAUUUUUAUACCUGAAAUUAAACCGGACAUUGAAGUAACAAAAACAUUAUUUAUUUCAAAUGUAGCCAGUGGUACAAAAUCACAUGAAAUAAGAGGUGCCCUUCCUGGAUGUAUUGGUGUUACUUUAUUAAAACCUUAUAAUAAAGAUUUUAGGAGCGCAAUGGUUAAAAUGGAAAGUAUUCAAAUAGCAGCAGAAUAUCUAACUGAAAAGCACAAAUGGCCAAUCGUAAAUGGUCAUAAAAUAUGUAUGAAACGAGAUACAAGAGCAAAAUAUAAAAGAAGACGUCCUACAAGUAUUCUUAAAAUUCAUAAUGACAAUACAAUAGAAAAAUGUAAAUCUAGUAAGAGCUUGAAUUGUACAGAAGUUAACAACGAUGAUAAUUAAGAAUGUUUAAUUAAAAUAAUUAUCGAUAACGGAAA
This is a messenger RNA of Acromyrmex echinatior (Panamanian leafcutter ant), 838 nucleotides long. RefSeq lists its product as uncharacterized. NCBI's taxonomy places the organism in Eukaryota, Metazoa, Arthropoda, Insecta, Hymenoptera, Formicidae. The record is from RefSeq and is a predicted model, not a curated record. Gene Ontology annotation, molecular function: nucleic acid binding.